Molecule: messenger RNA, 2937 nt
Organism: Iphiclides podalirius (scarce swallowtail)
Lineage: Eukaryota; Metazoa; Arthropoda; Insecta; Lepidoptera; Papilionidae
Source: the annotation of a GenBank genome assembly
AUGGACAACUUCGGUUACCGCGAGAUGGGGUGGCCGUCGCCUCUGCAAACGCCCACCCAAACACCAACGAGGUCAAGGCUGACCAGCAGUUUCAGUUCCAGGACUAGGGAGCCGGAAGAGUUCCCCCUCAAAGGCACUUACAAACAUGUGCGGAACAUCGACCUGCUGGAGUCAGCACAUGAGCCCGGCAAAGCGAAAGAAUAUUUGUUCGUCGGGCCUUCCCCGCCUGCCGAGGAUGCCCCGAACAUGUACCAGAGCUUUGACGUUCUCGCGCCAGAUCCCGAAGCGCGUUUAACAGAAGAUAUGAUCAGGAGAGGACUCUGCGAAAAAGCCCUAACGCUGGGCGCUGGGCGAUUUUUCGACGACGUAGAGUGCGGCCUGAUCACUGCCGACAACAUCGAAGAACACAUAAGCUCCGCGCCCGAGGUGGUCGUGAACCUGACUUUGCUGUGGGCGGCGUUUUUGACCAGGGACGAAAUUUUGCCAGCUAUUCUGGAAGCCGGUGCUGAUAUUCAUUAUUCAGAGCCAGCUGGUUUGACUGCUCUACAUGUUGCGGCUUUCAGUGGCGCUUCCAGAUCGGUUUCGUAUUUGAUCGCGAGUGGUGCUGACGUCGACUUCGCUCCCAAAUAUUUCACGCCGUUACAUUGCGCCGCGUUCGGAAACUCUUUAGAAGUCGCUGAGAUACUAAUUGCUAACGGUGCGUGUCUACAUUCAGUGGUGCAGAGGGCUGGCUGUGAAGACAAUUUAGUGCAUUGUGCAGUACGAGCAGAUGCGGUCGAGUGUAUGGAACUGUUUAUAGAAAAGGGUGUGGAUCCGGCGUAUGUUACAUCGGGUGGCCUGAAUGCUUUACAUCUCGCUGCGGAACUUGGUGCCCAGCGUUGCUUGGCGUAUUUGUUAAAAGAAACCAGAAUAAGUGUGAACGGUGUUACGAAACAAAGGGAUAAAGAAUGCACUGCUAUUCAUCUAGCUGCCGCCAGAGGGUAUGCUGAAUGUGUAGAAAUACUCCUUGCUGAUGGUGCCAAGGCAAACACUAAAAAUUACAGAGGUUUCACAGCGCUACACCUUGCUGCACGAUGCUCUAGUGUAGAGUGUGUGGAGGUGCUAUUAAGAGAUGGCAACGCAGAUCCAAAUGCCGAAGACUACGACAAAAGGACUCCGUUACAUGCCAGUAUUUGCCGCUCUGAUCGUGCUUGCGACAUAAUAGACAUGCUUGUUAGCUGGGGAGCGCAGGUAAACAAAAAGGAUGAGUACGGGUACUCUCCACUUCAUCUCGCUGCCAUGGACGGAUUAACUCCCUGCGUUGAGACUCUAAUAUUUUUAGGCGCAGACGUAACAUCAAAGUCGAAAAAGGGACAUACAGCGCUUAGCGUCAUCGCAAGAAAAACUCCCAAAUCACUAGCUAUUCUUCGUCAUAACCUUGAUAGUGGAAUUUCACUCAGUCGACCGACAGAGAGCAACGAAGAAGUACAGAUUGAAUUCGACUUCGGAAAACUUUUGAAGUUCUCAUAUCCCCGAGAGAUAACAUAUUUGAAUAGUUUGAUCGAUGAAGGUCAGAAAGAUAUUUUGCUCCACCCACUUUGUUCAGCUUUUCUAUUUAUGAAAUGGCGGAAGAUAAGAAAAUUCUAUUUAGCUCGACUCAUCUUUUGCUUCCUGUUUGUGUCGUUCUUGUCUAUUUACGCUUUGACAGCGGUUGUCAAAACAUGUAAAGGUAAAUAUUCAAAGAAGUAUGGAGUACCGAAUGAGUUAUGUCAGUCGCAGUCUUUACUCGGCGAUAUCUUGGAGGACAACCCAAUAGAGUUUGAAAGAUGGAUACUCAUAGCUAUUACGGCUUUUGAAAUCGUGCGUAAGUUGACGGGUAUAACAGGAUACUCUAGUAUGUAUCAAUACUUCACCACGUUCGAGAAUCUCAUGGAAUGGUUCGUUUUAUUAUCUGUGUUCUCUUUGUAUAACAUACAUAAAGAUUACGGUUGGCAAAACCAUGUAGGCGGUUAUGCUGUUCUAGGCGCUUGGACGAAUUUAAUGUUGCUGAUGGGUCAGUUGCCAAUGUUUGGAGAUUACGUCGCAAUGUACCAGAAGGUUUUGACGGAAUUUCUGAAGUUGUUACUAGCUUACAUUUGCCUACUACUUGGAUUUACGAUUUGCUUUUGCGUGGUGUUCCCGAAUGAAGAGAUGUUUUCAAAUCCCCUAAUGGGCUUCAUCAGUACGCUGUCCAUGAUGGUGGGUGAGUUGAAUUUAAACAUUCUAAUAAAUGACCCAAUGCAGGACGAUCCGCCUUUGAUAUUUGAAUUGUCUUCGCAAAUCAUUUUCAUUCUAUUCCUUAUGUUUGUUACAAUCAUUUUGAUGAAUCUACUAGUCGGUAUUGCGGUUCACGAUAUCCAAGGGCUGAGGAAGACCGCAGGACUGUCUAAGCUCGUACGUCAGACUAAGCUGAUUCUCUUCGUGGAAAUGGGCCUCUUCAGCGCCGUACUGCCGAAGUGUCUCCAUAAGUACGUUUACAGAACAGCGCUCGUUUCACCCGAAGCUGGAAAGGUGAUACUGAGCGUGAAACCCCUGAAUCCGAGGGAAAAGAGAUUGCCGACUGACAUAAUGAUGGCGGCGUAUGAACUUGCACAGAUAAACAAAGUAAAGGCGGGUAGAUCGGUGAAGGAAAUCCUCUAUAACAACAAAUACUCCUCGAAGUUCAAGAAGGAAUCUCAGACCAGUGACAACAACUUCAACAUAGAAAUACGUGGCAUGCAGGAGAAAAUAGAUCAGACGACCUUCAAUUUGAAGAAAAUAGACCAGGAAAUGAGGCAUCUGAACACUUUGCUAAUGGAGCAACAGCACCUUCUGCAGAAUCUUUUCAAGGUCGCGGACCGAGCGAAUAUCCAUUCUGCGCAAUUUUAUCCGGAAUCACCGGUUUUCUUCUCCAGUAAUUGCUCAGAUAUAACGCUAAAG